GUUUGUGUAUCCUUAUUUUGUAAUGGGCGAUCAUCCCUGAGCUUAUGGGAUCAACCUAGUAUUCAUGGCUGUGGCUGAGGAAUACAUCACACUUGGGGCGGCUUCUUCUUUCUACUUUAGUAGUGGCUUAGGAUUCUACUUAAACAUCAACGGAAGAAAGAAGGGGCUGAGCAAAGGAGCGACCCCUUCCUUCAACAUUGGCCUCCCCCCCCCAAUUUCUCCUUAGGCGAGGUGAUCUAUUCCUCUAUCUCUUGUCCUUAGCCGAGAGUACCGUACUUCUAUAAGUUCUGCCUCCACGUCUCCGUACUAUAGCUAGCUCCUGGUGCCACCCACCACCAAACAUACCAGAGACUAGCUCAGUAGCACUUUGCAACCGCUCCCUUCGUCAGACACCAACACAGACGAAUACCAAUCAUGUCGGAAGAUCUGGAAAUAAAAUCUUCGCUUGAUCAUUCUCCUCAUCUUCGAAUGAAAGACUCGGAGGAGCAAGCAAAGGUGGAGAUGAUUGAGGAAGAGCUCGAGUUGCAUACACUUCACCGUGGAUUGAAAGCGCGUCAAAUCUCGAUGAUUGCACUAGGGGGUGCAAUUGGAACUGGAUUGAUCAUUGGUUCUGGAACGGCUCUCAGAAGAGGAGGGCCCCUUGGUAUAUUAAUUGGGUACUCAUACGUUGGGUUUAUUUGCUAUAUGGUGAUGGUUAGCUUGGGAGAGAUGUCGGCAUACCUACCCAACAAGAAAGGUUUUGCAGGCUAUGCAAGCCGAUUCGUCGAUCCUGCACUCGGAUUCGCGUUGGGAUAUAAUUACCUGUUCAAAUACCUUAUCGUCACGCCAAAUAAUAUUAAUGCUGCGGGAGUCGUGAUUCGGUAUUGGGACACUCACCUUCGAGUUCACAUUGCCGUUUGGAUGGUCAUCUUUAUUUCUCUCGUCUUUUUGGUGAAUAUGCUUGGCGUGCGCGUAUUUGGGGAGUUGGAAUUCUGGCUAUCGAGUAUCAAAGUGAUAACGCUUACUGGGUUGAUACUGUUCGGUAUUAUCGUCGAUUUGGGAGGGAAUCCUAAACAUGAUCGGAUUGGAUUCCGACAUUGGCAUAGCCCGGAUGGACCGAUGGGACAGUAUCUGAAGGACGGUAGUUUGGGUACCUUCCUUGGAUUUUGGUCGGUCAUGAUCAAUGCUCUGUUUGCAUAUAUGGGUACCGAGCUCAUCGGUGUCACCGUUGGGGAAGCUCAAAAUCCAAGGGAGAACAUUCCAAAAGCAAUCAGGAGGACGUUCUGGCGUAUCGUGAUUUUCUACAUCGGGAGUGUGUUUGUUAUUGGGUUGAUUGUCCCUAGGACAAGCCAAGCCCUUUUCAUCGCUACUAAGAAAUCGACUGGAGCUUCUGCUUCGCCUUUCAUCGUUGCUGCUGACCUUCUUGGGAUUCAUGCACUCGGACACAUCAUCAAUGCAUGCAUCCUCAUUUUUGUUUUGUCCGCUGCGAACAGUGAUUUGUACAUUGGCUCGCGUACCCUCUUCGCUCUCGCCGCAGAGGGGAAAGCACCUUCUAUCUUCAAACGCGUGAAUGGAUUGGGCGUGCCAUGGCCUUCCCUUAUCCUGUGCACGACCUUUUGCAGCUUGACGUUUUUGAACGUCACGAAAUCCGCAGCUCAGGUCUUUGGGUAUUUCACUAAUCUUGUGACUUUGUUUGGUGCUUUCACUUGGAUGUGUAUUCUGUACUCACACAUUCGGUUCAUGAGAGCACUAAAAGUUCAAGGGAUCUCGAGGGAGCGUCUACCUUACAAAGCACCCUUCCAACCUUGGGGAAAUUACUUUGCUCUCGUUAGCACUGUGAUCAUUACUUUCUUCAAAGGAUUUGAUACGUUCAUUCCUUGGGAUAAAACCAACUUCAUAACUUCUUACAUUGGCGCACCAAUUUUCUUCAUCUUGUGGCUCGGCUACAAAUUUUUCUACAGAACUCAAGUCGUUCCUCUCGCCGAAGUCGACUUGAUAUCUGGGAAGCGUCAAAUCGAUGAGGCUGAAGCUCGGUACAAGGUUGAGGUGGAUGCUAGAGGUCCAAUGACGGGGUGGCAGAAGUUCGUGGCUGCUUUGUGAAAACGUUCCUUAUGGACAGCUGGAGAGUCUCCACGAUGGGCAAUCGAUUUUCAGUACUCAGGGACUGAAACUGUUUGUUGCGUAAAAACAAAUUAUUUUGCGAUCCAGCCUCCUAUCGAAACAUCAGUUCGGUGUAAAACCCCGACAAUUCUUUCUUUCCCUCAAUGACUUCACCCUGAUAAUGCAAUGUACAUAUAUAUUUAUGUGGGCUCAUUAGAGAUGUUUCUUGA
Messenger RNA from Cantharellus anzutake, 2309 nucleotides. RefSeq names its product dicarboxylic amino acid permease. The record is from RefSeq and is a predicted model, not a curated record. Lineage: Eukaryota; Fungi; Basidiomycota; Agaricomycetes; Cantharellales; Hydnaceae. The transcript is spliced from 28 exons. Gene Ontology annotation, cellular component: membrane. Gene Ontology annotation, molecular function: amino acid transmembrane transporter activity. Gene Ontology annotation, biological process: amino acid transmembrane transport. Bases 415 to 2079 code for a protein of 554 amino acids.